UUGUAACUUUUUCUUUCCAGAGAUGGAGAAGUGGUGCGUGCAUUACGUGUGUGGUCUCCUUGUGUUGGUGCAAUGUUUUCUGACCGCCGUUACUUAUUAUACCCCUGUGUGUGAGUCACCUCGGUUGUGUGAGAACAACAACAGGGUGUGUGUCACCUGUACUGCUGAUGGGAUUCCUAGUGGAAACAGACGGUACUAUUACUGCUCACUGUACAGCUAUAUCAGUCCACACGUACAAGUGAGUCCUGUAACAGCCAACGUGAGUUACAACAGAGUAGGAGGCUACUCCUGCACUGCCAGAGUACUCGUGAGAAACCUGGGCCCAGGAACUCACUACUUCAAGAUGUACCUUUAUCUGUCCGGGAACACCGGAGUCCUCAGCGCUUUAACAACUUCUAUUUCUUUACCCGUUACUUAUACCCCUGUUUGUGAUCCACCUCGGUUGUGUGGGAACAACAACAACAGGGUGUGUGUCACCUGUACUGCUGAUGGGAUCCCAAGUGGAGUCAGAGGGACCUAUUUUUGCGCACUGUACACUACUAGAUCUAGAUCUCACCAUCCACAACAGAUACAAGUUAGUGAUGUAACUGACGGCGUGAAUAACAACAGACGAGCAGGCUACUCCUGCACUGCCAGUGUACUUGUGACAAGGCUGGGCCCAGGAACUCACUACUUCCAGAUGCACCUUUAUCAGACCGGGCACACUGGAGUCUUCAGCGCUUUCAGCAGUCCUAUUUCUUUAUAUGGGCGCCUUGCAGUGUCUGUGGAUGUCUCCCCGAACCCUGUCAACAUCUGUCCCGGAACCAGCCAUGACGUCACCGUGGUGUGUUCUGUUAAGUUUGAAGACACCUACAAUGAGCCGGUGUUUCAACUGUACUGGGGCGGUCAACUAAAGCAGAGUACGAGAGGAACGCUGGAAACUAAUCAGUAUAGCUCUGAAAGUUACUAUACUCUAGUUAGUAAAUAUACCGUCGAUGUGAAUCAAGCUGGAAGUAUCAACUUUCGCUGUGAGGCCUAUAACUCCGUGCACACAAGUGAAAAAGCUUCAAGCAAGACGAUAACAGUUCAAGUGAAUGCUCCACCGUCUACUCCUCCAAAACUGACAAUAUCAGGGGGAGUUUACUCCGGGCUCAAGGGAUAUUCUAUUUCGUUGACCCCGGGACAGACGUACUCAGCAAGCUGUGACGUGUCUAGGGGUCAGCCGCCCGUGUCCAGUGUCACACUGACCUGUCCGGGCGUGAGUCAGAAGACGGUGUCCGGCACGUCAGUGUCUCUGUCCAACAUUCCUGUCGUUAAGUGGGCUGACCAGGAGAAGUGUGUAUGUGCAGCACAGCAUGUGUCACAGUGCUACAACCUGAGGACUGAGGUCACGAUUAGAGUGCUGUUCCCACCCGAAACUGUCACCUUUGAGAGAACAGACAGGGGCAAUAUCUCACCUGUGGACAUCUGCCCAGACUCCCAGCCUGAGAUACCGCUCCAGUGUAGCGCGACCUCUAACCCCCAGCCACAGUUCACAAUUCUCGUGAACGAACAAACAUAUUCAGGGCCACUUCAAGGUCAGGUGGUUAAAAGUAGAACAAACACCUACGUGUACUCGUAUGACUUUGUGCCGGAAGCUGGAGGAACCUACAACAUCACCUGUACUGCCAAGGGAGACAAGACAGCGCUUGUUGAAAGUGACCAGCUCACCAUUUUCGUCAGAGAACCACCUCAAACGGAACCGAAAAUCACCAUAACCAGCAUCGGACCAUCCGGCAACGUCUCGAAAAACGCGGAAGUCAUCUAUAAAAGCAUCGCUACAAAUGCCACCUGCUUGGUUGAUGGUGGAUACCCGCCCGUGACGUCACAAGACAUUCUGUUGACUUGUGGGAACCUCUCCGGCUCUGAACAGAUAACGCUUCCACCCGGGCACUCUACAGACGGAGAAAUAGCCUGCUCUUGUAGUGCGUCUCACAUUACUGGAUGUUACUCACGAUCUGCUCACACAAGAUUUAACGUUUCAGCACUUCCACUGAGCCCUGAGGCGAGCACGGACAACUCUGACGUCACUGUGGUCGCCUCUGUUGGUGUCGCUGUUGUCGUCGUCGUCGUCAUCGUCGUUGUGGUGAUUGUGCUGGUGUUUAGGAGAAGAACUCGAAGUGCCUCGAUCGGUGAGGACUGGGUUUGGGUGGUAAUCAGUCGCAGACAUCUGUUUUGA
Aplysia californica (California sea hare) is the source of this 2197-nucleotide messenger RNA. RefSeq lists its product as uncharacterized. Lineage: Eukaryota; Metazoa; Mollusca; Gastropoda; Aplysiida; Aplysiidae. The transcript is spliced from 11 exons. Bases 23 to 2197 code for a protein of 724 amino acids. The record is from RefSeq and is a predicted model, not a curated record.